AAAAUACACAUGUAUGAAAUGAAGCUAUGUGGUGUGAUGGAAGCUGGAUGUGCUGUACAAAUGCUUUUUUGUUGUUGUUUUUAUUAGAGAUUUACAUUGCUCUUAUUUCGCUGCUGCGACGUUUUUACUUAUACGAAUUUAUGUAUACAUUAUAUUUUAUUUAUUUAUUUUGUGGAAAAAAACAUUCGUUUGAGAUUCUUUCGCAUGAAUGUGCCGCAGCUUUUCAUAAGCAACAGUUUAAGUAAAAAACGCGAACGAUUCGCUAGGCGGGCGCGUGAAUAGACGGAAAGUGUAGAUUCAAAUUUAGCUAAGCGCAAUUCUAAUGGAAAUUAAAAUUUUAUGUAACCAGAACUGUGUGGGAUUGGAGAGCGUUUUUCGGCACAGGAAAUGAAAUAAAUAAAAGGUGCGCUAAAAAAAAGUGUGGCAAAAACAAACAAACAUUUAAUAAAAAAACGGUAAAAAUAUUGAGACAUUUUUAAAAAAAUUAAAAACUAAAAAAGUGCCCAAAUGACCACCGGGUGUGCGAAAAAAUGAAAUUUCCUGCGCGUAGCAACAACAAAAGCUCAAUAACUUUAACUGCAGCGCACAGUGUUGGUGCUGGCGGUGGUAGCAGCAUGCGCGCUACAAAAUAUGCUAACGCCCACAAGGACAACAGCUGCAAGGACACGAACAACAAAGAACGUCGUGCGCCCAGCUUGUUGACAAACGCAGUAAAAAUGAAAAUUACCAAAUGCAAUGCCACCAAAUUGGCUAGCGCUGCGAAUGGAAAUAAGCCUGCUUCAGCUACAACAACAACAACAGCAGCGGCGGCGGCAACAGUAAGCAACGCAACAACAACAACAACAGCUAGUGCGUUUAACAGUAAUAAUCUCAGUAGAUUGUUGAAUGAAAGUCACAGAAUACAGUUAACGCCAGGCGCUCAAAACCAGCAAGACGCACAAGGAUUGCAUUUUGUGAAUAGACAACACUAUCGACCAACGCCGCAGCCGGGUGAGGGAGUGUGUGGUGAGUACGCGCAUAGAGGAUCCCACAUGUUGAAUGCGAAUGCAGGCGGCGCAGAUGGUGAAAGGCGACGCGCACAAGUGCAACAACAACAACAACCCUCAACGUCUUAUUCACGGCAGCAGGAUCAGCUAUUGGCGGAAGACAUGCGUGCUUAUGCCACAAGUACAGCAGCAACAGCUACAUCCAUUGGGCAUGAAAAUCCAGAGCGACGCAAUGCAACAACGCCAAUGGCUGACACACCAGCAGGAGGGAGGAUGGUGAGCAGCAGUAGCAGCGUUGGUGUGGUAAAAGAGGAAGAGAAGAGUUCACCACAGCCAGUGGCCACAGCGGCGCUGGAAAGGAUGACAUCCAUAGCGACUGAGAUGCGCACUGCGCUGCCGCAACAGCAAGCAGUCAUGCGAAGUGCUGGGGAGAAUUGUGCGCAGCCGAGAGGCACAAGCGCCUAUACAACAACACCAACAACGGCUGCUUUGGCAUGCACAAAUGUGUACUCACACGCGCACUCGCUCGCUCGAUCGUCAGCACAAACACCAACACCAACACCAACACAAGCUGAACAGCACGCUUCGUACUCGUCACCUACGUCUUCACAGUUGGCUACCUUGCUUGCAUUGCCUGCCACUUUGCCGCCGUCAUUGGCGUCGUCGUCGUCUGCGGCAGACGCAGCGGCAGCGGCAGCGUCCAAGUCCACGUCCGUGUCAGUGUCCGUGUCGUCGUUAAGGUCCGCGACACCACAGCUCAUAUCAGUUGUCAACGAAACAUCAAACCAAACGGUGUUACGUACGAUCGGUGAAGCCCGAACAGCAACUACAGUAACAACGGCCUUUGAACAAACGCCAAAUGCAACAAUAACAAAAAUACCCACAACGCUUGCAACUAAUGCAAUUUUCAAAGUGAAAUUAGAGAAUAGCGAAGACGUCGAAACGGAUAAUAAUCAGCAGCAGCAGAAGGCAAGCACUAGUGACGUCGUUGUUCGAGAUAGUGUCGGCAAUACGGAACACCAACAACAACAGCCGCUACAACAGUUGGCGUCGCGCGAUAAAAAUGCCAAAAACGCUGAUAAGUGUCGAAAUGCGAUAACAACGUCUACGGCGAUAUCAACAACAGCAACAUUGCCGCCGGUUGUAGCAACAAAUGUCGCGCAAAUAUCGGUUAUCAAUAGCAACAAUAAGAACAACAACAACAAUAAUAACAAUAGCAAAUUGUGUGUUAGUGUAAACAGUACAAAUCCAAGUGAUAUCAAAAAUGCAAAAAUUAGUGAUGAACCACAACAAAAACAACAACACGAACAAGAGCAAGAACAAGAAGAAGUCUCAAGGGCAGUUGUAGAGCAGCAGCAACAACAACAAAGUGAUUUGCUGCCACUAAACUAUCGCGGUGUCAACAAUUCAGUGAUUAUAGCUAAUUUUAAUAGCAACAUCAGCAACAACAAUAAUAACAAUAACACUAACAACAGCACAGCAUCCAACGCGGCGCACUACGAGCAAGAAGAGGAGCGAGCGACCACAGCGCAAGAGCAACAGCUGUUGCAGGACGAGCAGCAGCAACAGCAACAGCAUCAGGAGCAGCAGCAUUAUUUGCGCUACACGCAGCAAUUACCGCAGGACAGCAUCGACGAACAACAGCAGCAGCAGCAACAACAAUUGUUGCAUCUAACCUCGAAUAUACUCAACGGCACUGAUCCCAACUUAAAUUUGGCCGCUGCCGCUGUCGAUUUGCAACAACAGCACCAACACCAACAACAACAACAUCAACAUUGGCUAUCCGCCUACAAUAGUUGUGCCUACGAUCUCUCACGUCAUCAUCAUCAGCAACAGCUGCAACAGCAGCAACAGCACCACCACCAGCAACAUUUACUGCAAUUGGAGCAACAGCAUCAGCAACAACAACAGCAGCAGCAGCACACCAAAGAGUUGCUCGAAAAAUCCGAUUUGAUUGCCUUACAUCCAUCACAUUUACUCUUCUCGCCACAUCUCACCUCACCAGCAUCGCCUUACGUACACUCCACAUCGCCGCAUCAUUUGCAUCCACAUACGCACGCACACGCAGUACAUCAUACACAAUUCAUUGACGACAACAUGCGUAACAAUUUCAGUUUGUACACACCUUAUGGUGGCCAUCCACACCAUGAACAUUUGCAACAUCACGCCACCAGCACUGGCGCUGCGCCCAGCAGCAUUGAUGAGGUUAUACAGGAUACGCUGAAGGAUGAGUGUAUGGAGGAUCAUCAUGGCGUGAGCUAUUGCACAUUGACCACAGUGCCCGAUUUGAAGGAUGCCUAUCAUCAUCAGCAUAUGUUGGCCGAUCAACAGGUGCUGACGCCCACCCAACUGCAUCAGCUGCAUGUGGCUACACAACAUCACAACAAUUCGGUUAGUUCGGGUGGUGGUUCACCGUCGCCUACAUCACUAUCGCAUGGCGGUGUGCCAGGAGAUGGCGCCAGUUUUACACAGCUGACGAAUGCGACCACCUAUCGGGAUGUUUAUGGUAGCUUUCCUUCGGAUCAUACAGUCAUGUCGCUAUUUCCGUCCUCGCUGAGUCCGGUUCUAUCGAGUCAAUCGCGUAAAUUAGUUAUUAAAGAAAUAUCGAAAGAUAACAGCGUUAUAAAGCAAGAAAUUGCAAAUUAUUGGUAA
This is a messenger RNA of Rhagoletis pomonella (apple maggot), 3638 nucleotides long. Its product is annotated as myb-like protein Q. Bases 531 to 3638 code for a protein of 1035 amino acids. The transcript has 2 exons. The record is from RefSeq and is a predicted model, not a curated record. NCBI's taxonomy places the organism in Eukaryota, Metazoa, Arthropoda, Insecta, Diptera, Tephritidae.